Molecule: messenger RNA, 1482 nt
Organism: Lactuca sativa (garden lettuce)
Lineage: Eukaryota; Viridiplantae; Streptophyta; Magnoliopsida; Asterales; Asteraceae
Gene: HAT22
Product: Homeobox-leucine zipper protein family
Biological process (GO): regulation of DNA-templated transcription
Molecular function (GO): DNA-binding transcription factor activity, RNA polymerase II-specific; sequence-specific DNA binding
Source: RefSeq, a predicted model, not a curated record
AGUAUGAAAGUGUACUGAAUCAAAAUAAAGAGUAAUCUUGAAGUUUGCUUUGAUUCUUGUUUGUUAUUGCUCUAAAAGGUCAACCUAUGUAUAGUAAGAAUUAUAACUUUUUCUUUUUCUUUUUCUUGUUCAUUUAUUAUUUUCUUGACCAUCUUAAUUAAUUCCACUCCACAGACCAUAUUCCAUAUUCUACGGAUUCAUUCAUCUCGUUUUAAAGCACCAUCAUACCUUCCAACACCCCACACCGCCUCACCAAUUAUUUCCCUUCAUAAUAUCUUCGAUUGGAUUCCUCUUCUUCAUAUACACAUCCAUCAUCAAUUCAUUCAUAAAUUCGACAAUCAGAUGGGGUUUGAUGGUCUUUCUGACGAAGGUCUUGCCUUAGGACUAAGCCUUAACUCAUCGCCAUCAAUGGUCAAACCCAACUCCGUGGGUUCCACAAAGCUGCCGUGGGUGACGGAGACCAUGGCGAGUUUUGAGCCGUCGUUAACAUUAGGUCUUUCGGGAGAUGGUAAUAAGAAAGUUGUGGUAGGAGGAGGUGGUGAUGAUCAUGGUGGUUUGUGUCGGCAGGAUAGUACGGUAAUCAGUGGUGGAGGUUCUUCAUUUUCGAACGUGAGUGUGAAGAGGGAGAGAGAGGUUGGGAGUGAAGAAUCGGAGAGAGUUUCAAAUGAUAAUAAUUAUUCACGAGUGAUGAGCACAACAAGUGUUGAUGAUGUUGAAGAUGAUGAUGGUAGUAUUAAUGGUAGGAAGAAACUUAGACUCACGAAACCACAGUCCGCUCUUCUUGAAGAAGCCUUCAAACUUCAUAGCUCUUUAAACCCUCAGAAACAAAAGCAAGAACUAGCAAGAGAGCUAAAGCUGAGGCCCAGGCAAGUUGAAGUUUGGUUCCAAAAUCGAAGAGCCAGGACGAAGCUGAAGCAAACCGAAAUGGACUUUGAACACUUGAAGAAAUGUUGCGAGACGUUAAGGGAUGAUAACCGAAGACUCCAUAAAGAGCUUCAAGAACUAAAAGCACUCAAGUCAUCGCAACCCUUUUACAUGCAACUGCCGGCCGCCACCCUAACCAUGUGUCCGUCAUGUGAAAGGAUCGGAGACACCAAAUCCUCCGCAGUCAAGAACCCUUUUAAUAUGGCUGCGAAACCACACUACUUUAACUCCUUCACUAAUCCGUCGGCUGCCUGUUGAUUAAAUUUCAUGUGUGGUUAUCUAGUCAUACACAAAUAUAUAUAGUUUGAAUAUAUAUAUAAAGAAUGUUACUUAAAUCUUCCAUGCAUAACCCUACCUUUUUUAGAGUCAAGGGUUUGGCUUGAAUUGAUUAGUGUAUGUUAUUUCGGUAGAAAAUUAUUAGAAUUUUCUACUUUUUUUUUUUUGCUUUUUUUUCUUUGUGAGGUUUUCUGUGAGUAAAAAAUAGCUAGCAUUUGUCGAUGAAAUGAAUAACAUGUCUACUAUUAUGUAUUUAUUUAUCCAACACAUCUUACAUCACUA